Molecule: messenger RNA, 1517 nt
Organism: Bactrocera neohumeralis
Lineage: Eukaryota; Metazoa; Arthropoda; Insecta; Diptera; Tephritidae
Product: vesicular integral-membrane protein VIP36
Exons: 5
Coding region: 78-1064 (328 amino acids)
Biological process (GO): Golgi organization; endoplasmic reticulum to Golgi vesicle-mediated transport; endoplasmic reticulum organization
Cellular component (GO): Golgi membrane; COPII-coated ER to Golgi transport vesicle; endoplasmic reticulum membrane
Molecular function (GO): D-mannose binding
Source: RefSeq, a predicted model, not a curated record
AAGAUAAAUGUAAAUGAUCGUUUGACAGUUGUAGAAUUAACGCGAAUUUUUGAGUAUUCCAUACAAAAUUGCGAAAAAUGUCGAAUGUGUUUUGGGAAAAUUUAAACAAGUUGUUGCCAAUACUUUUACUAUCUGUUUUAAAAAACAGCGAGUGUUCUGUGAGUAGCAAUGAGUACAUGAAACGUGAGCAUUCAUUGAUACGUCCAUUUCAAGGCGUUGGCGUAAAUUUACCCUAUUGGGAUUUCUUAGGUCACACUAUGGUGACCAGUAACUACAUAAGACUGACGCCGGACUUGCAGUCUAAAAGCGGUGCACUUUGGAAUUACUCGCCCGUAAUGACGCGUAAUUGGGAGUUGCAUGUGACAUUCAAAGUACACGGUAAAGGCAAUGAACUGUAUGGGGAUGGUUUUUCGAUUUGGUACACCAAAGAACGUAUGCAACCAGGCCCUGUUUUUGGCAGCAAAGAUUACUUUUCGGGUUUAGCGGUGAUUUUAGAUACAUACAGCAAUCACAACGGUCCACAUAAUCACCAACAUCCCUACCUCAGUGCUAUGAUUAAUAAUGGCACCUGGACUUAUGAUCAUGAUCGCGAUGGUACACAUACACAACUGGCAGGUUGUGAAGUGCGCUUCCGCAAUGUGGACUUUGAUACACAUGUGAGCAUACGUUAUGAGAAUGAUAUACUUUCCGUUUCUACGGAUAUGGAGAAUAAGGGUGAAUGGAAGAAUUGUUUUGUGGUGAACGAUGUUGAGUUACCAACCGGCUACUUUCUGGGUUUGUCCGCGACUACUGGCGACCUCUCGGACAGCCACGAUAUACUUGGCGUCAAGUUUUACGAUCUGGAUAUAAAUGUUUCGCCAGAAGAAAUUGCAUCACGUUCUAGUAUUUUACCGCGUGCGAAAACAUAUGAACCGCCACGGGAGCACAAGGACGAUCCUAAACCGGGUAUGUCGAAUGCAAAGAUUUUCUUCAUACUCUUAUUCGGUAUGUUGAUUACAAUCGCCGGUGCCAUUUUUGCAAUCUCCUAUUUCAAAGAGAAAAAUUCAAGGAAACGUUUCUACUAAAACACAUCACACAUACACAUCUAUACACUUACCUCUCUACUUCCACACCACUGAGCAGGCAUUAAGACUUUUUUCCUUAGCAAAUAGUUAAAAACAAAAAGUUUAAUAUAACAUCGAUAAAUUGUAAUGAGCAACAAACACGUUUGUUGCAACGACACUAAAUAAUUUAUUAUGUAUUUAAAUUAAAAAAAAUCUUUUGUAUUGUAAUUUAUAGCUGCUUGACAAAUAACUGCAAGGAAAUUCUGUUUUAGUCAAAGGAAAAAGUCAUUGUCAUUGCAGUUUAUUUGUUAGGUUAAUUUUUUUUGUUUUUUUUUUCUUUUUAUAAUUUUUUUUACUGCACAUUAUGCAGUUAUUCCAUCGAUUAUUUAUGAUUUUUACGAUAUAAAUAUAUCAUACAAUUAGCAUGAAAUAUAUUAUGUAAUUGUAAAUAAAAUAUAGAAAUGUACAAAAAUA